AUGAUUUCUCUGUGUAAAGUGUGCACCGUCACCAAUAAUUCAGAAGAGCUGUGUGGAGGUGCAGUUUACCAACAACAUCACCUCGUGUUCCAACUGAACAGUAGUCCUGGUAGUACUAGUCCUUGCAGCAGUAGUCUUGGUCCUUGUAGCAGUAGUCCUGGUAGUACUAGUCCUUGCAGCAGUAGUCUUGGUCCUUGUAGCAGUAGUCCUGGUAGUACUAGUCCUUGCAGCAGUAGUCUUGGUCCUUGUAGCAGUAGUCCUGGUAGUACUAGUCCUUGCAGCAGUAGUCUUGGUCCUUGUAGCAGUAGUCCUGGUAGUACUAGUCCUUGCAGCAGUAGUCCUGGUAGUACUAGUCCUUGUAGCAGUAGUCCUGGUAGUACUAGUCCUUGUAGCAGUAGUCCUGGUAGUACUAGUCCUUGUAGCAGUAGUCCUGGUAGUACUAGUCCUUGUAGCAGUAGUCCUGGUAGUACUAGUCCUUGCAGCAGUAGUCUUGGUCCUUGCAGCAGUAGUCCUGGUAGUACUAGUCCUUGCAGCAGUAGUCUUGGUCCUUGUAGUAGUAGUCCUGGUAGUACUAGUCCUUGUAGCAGUAGUCCUGGUAGUACUAGUCCUUGUAGCAGUAGUCCUGGUAGUACUAGUCCUUGUAGCAGUAGUCCUGGUAGUACUAGUCCUUGUAGCAGUAGUCCUGGUAGUACUAGUCCUUGUAGCAGUAGUCCUGGUAGUACUAGUCCUUGCAGCAGUAGUCCUGGUAGUACUAGUCCUUGCAGCAGUAGUCUUGGUAGUACUAGUCCUUGUAGCAGUAGUCUUGGUAGUAGUAGUCCUUGCAGCAGUAGUCCUGGUAGUACUAGUCCUUGUAGCAGUAGUCUUGGUCCUUGUAGCAGUAGUCCUGGUAGUACUAGUCUUUGUAGCAGUAGUCUUGGUAGUAGUAGUCCUUGCAGCAGUAGUCCUGGUAGUACUAGUCCUUGUAGCAGUAGUCUUGGUAGUAGUAGUCCUUGUAGCAGUAGUCCUGGUAGUACUAGUCCUUGUAGCAGUAGUCCUGGUAGUACUAGUCCUUGCAGCAGUAGUCUUGGAAGUACUGUAGUCCUUGCAGCAGUAGUCCUGGUAGUACUAGUCCUUGUAGCAGUAGUCCUGGUAGUACUAGUCCUUGUAGCAGUAGUCCUGGUAGUACUAGUCCUUGCAGCAAUAGUCUUGGAAGUACUGUAG
Procambarus clarkii (red swamp crayfish) is the source of this 1200-nucleotide messenger RNA. NCBI's taxonomy places the organism in Eukaryota, Metazoa, Arthropoda, Malacostraca, Decapoda, Cambaridae. The record is from RefSeq and is a predicted model, not a curated record.